This is a messenger RNA of Ostrea edulis (European flat oyster), 1359 nucleotides long. RefSeq names its product elongation factor 1-gamma-like. Lineage: Eukaryota; Metazoa; Mollusca; Bivalvia; Ostreida; Ostreidae. The transcript has 11 exons. Gene Ontology annotation, molecular function: translation elongation factor activity. Gene Ontology annotation, biological process: translational elongation. The record is from RefSeq and is a predicted model, not a curated record. Gene Ontology annotation, cellular component: cytoplasm; nucleus. The coding region runs from base 252 to 1286 and encodes 344 amino acids.
AUUUCCUCUUCCUUUUUAUUUCGUGCAAUGGCGGCAGGGACUUUGUAUACUUAUCCGGACAACUUCAGAGCCUUUAAGGCUUUAAUUGCUGCCCAGUACAGCGGAGCAGACGUGAAAGUUUCGUCCGACUUCAAAUUUGGGGAAACCAACAAGUCUAAAAGCUUUCUGCAAAAAUUUCCAACUGGAAAGGUUCCGGAGAAUGCUUGUUUGAAAGUAAUGCCAUUGCACAAUAUGUGUCGAAUGCACAGCUGAUGGGUGCAAAUUCCACUGAUGCAGCAUAUGUGCAGCAGUGGAUUAAUUUUGGAGAAAAUGAAAUUUUGCCAGCAUCAUGCACCUGGGUAUAUCCGUGUUUGGGAGUUCUGCAGUUUAACAAACAGGAAACAGAAAAAGCAAAAGAACAGGUGAAAAAAGCCCUUGGAAUCCUGAAUGGACAUUUGUCAACACGCACUUUCUUAGUUGGAGAGAGGAUUUCGCAAGCUGACAUCAAUGUUGUGUGCAAUUUGCUUCUACUCUAUAAGCAUGUGUUGGAUCCCUCAUUCCGUGCCUCAUUUAUUCACGCCAAUAGAUGGUUUACAACUCUAAUUAACCAGCCUCAGUUUUCAGCUGUCAUUGGAGCUUUCCAGAUGUGUAGCAAAAUGGCUGAAUUUGAUUCAAAGAAAUAUGCUGAAUUACAUGGUCAGCAGCAGGGAAGCGGUGGCAAAAAAGAGAAGAAGGAAAAACAACCUGUUAAACAGGACAAACCAGCAACUAAGAAGAAAGAACCAGAGCCAGAAGAGGAAGAGGAAGACCCCAAACCAAAGGAAUCCAAGGAUCCAUUUGCUGCUCUUCCUAAAGGAACAUUUAUAAUGGAUGAAUUCAAAAGGGAAUACUCUAACAAAGACACCCUGACGGAAGCCUUGCCAUACUUUUGGAAGAACUUUGACAAAGAAAAUUAUUCUAUCUGGUUUUCUGAUUACAAAUAUAAUGAAAAACUAAACCAAAUCUUUAUGACAGCAAAUCUUGUUGGUGGAAUGUUCCAGAGAUUGGAAAAACUGAGGAAAAAUGCAUUUGCAAGUGUGUGUGUUUUCGGUGAAGAUAAAAAAAAUUCUAUAUCUGGAGUAUGGGUUUGGAAAGGACACAACCUUGCAUUUGAGCUCUCACCAGACUGGCAAAUAGACUACGAGAGUUACAAUUGGACCAAAUUGGAUCCUGAUGCAGAAAAAACCAAGACAUUGGUUAAGGAAUAUUUUGCCUGGGAAGGCAAAUUCGACGGAAAGAAAUUCAACCAAGGAAAAAUUUUCAAAUAGAACUCUAGAAAAGGAACAAUGCUGUGUUUUUGCAAAAAAGUGAAAACUGUUAAUAAACAUCCUCACAACAGUA